Molecule: messenger RNA, 513 nt
Organism: Sinocyclocheilus rhinocerous
Lineage: Eukaryota; Metazoa; Chordata; Actinopteri; Cypriniformes; Cyprinidae
Product: pleckstrin homology-like domain family A member 1
Exons: 4
Coding region: 1-513 (170 amino acids)
Source: RefSeq, a predicted model, not a curated record
AUGCCACUGACUGAGGACACACGACCUUUUGUUGACGCCAUGAAGAAGGCUUAUGAGUAUUUACUUAAAAAGCAAGGACCCCAGAUGUCUCAGCCCCAUCCUGACCAUCAGAUCCAAACCCAGACCCAGCCUGACCAGCAGACCCAGACCCAGACUGAAGCUCAACAGAUUGAUGAUGGUGUCAUCCUCAACCUCUACUUUUUGCCCCCUCCACCCCAUCCCCAGACUCACCCUGAAGCUCAACAGCUCCAGAAUAAGGCUGAAGUCCAUACUCAACCCCAGCCCCAGCCUCAGCAUGAGCCUAUCCUACCAAAGCCUCCCAAAAGAAAACAGGAGCCCCAACCCCCAGAGUCUCCGGUCCACCGUCAGGCCCAGAUACAGCUCCAGGUCCAGCCCCAGCCACAGCCCCAGCAAUUUCAGCCACUGACUGCCAAACCAAACACCAAAAAAAGAAAAAAGGGUCAAGAUAAGGCCGAAGUAAAGGUGCGCUGGUUGCCUUGUUCUCAGUGGUAA